AUCUCGGUUCAUCAUUUUGGGGAAUGACUCUCAUACUUGCAUCAACAAAUCUACUCACCGCAAGGAUUGCUGCCGGUUGUCUUAUUCUUUCCCUUCUUAUUAUCCUCUUCAUAGCAAAAAAUUUAUUUUAUUGGAGAAAAAAAUUACUUUUGCAAAUCCAUUAUAAUAAUCACUUCAUGUUUUGUGUGCUGUCAGGAUUCAUCGUUUUUAUCGGUGUUAUUUGGCUGCUGCAAGAACUGACUGCAGUUUGUAUUCUUCGCUACAUUAUUCUCUUUAUUG
Molecule: messenger RNA, 279 nt
Organism: Striga hermonthica
Lineage: Eukaryota; Viridiplantae; Streptophyta; Magnoliopsida; Lamiales; Orobanchaceae
Source: the annotation of a GenBank genome assembly